Misgurnus anguillicaudatus (oriental weatherfish) is the source of this 1910-nucleotide messenger RNA. Lineage: Eukaryota; Metazoa; Chordata; Actinopteri; Cypriniformes; Cobitidae. The record is from RefSeq and is a predicted model, not a curated record.
AUCAAGCUAAGGUCAUUCUCAUUCGGGAACUCAAUCUCAUACCCAGCAGCAGCACACGAGCGAGGAAGAGUUUUACUGCAAGUCUACAGCCACCAUGUCUCUAUCAAACAAACUCACCUUGGACAAGGUGGAUGUGAAGGGGAAGCGCGUGAUUAUGAGGGUUGACUUCAAUGUCCCCAUGAAGGACAAGACAAUAACAAAUAACCAGAGAAUCAAGGCUGCGGUCCCAUCCAUCAAGCACUGUUUGGACAAUGGAGCUAAAGCUGUUGUCCUGAUGAGUCACUUGGGUCGACCUGAUGGUGUCCCAAUGCCAGACAAAUACUCUCUGGGGCCCGUUGCUGCAGAACUCAAGAGCCUGCUGGGAAAAGAUGUUCAGUUCCUGAAGGACUGCGUGGGUCCAGAAGUUGAAAAGGCUUGUGCAGACCCACCAGCAGGUUCUGUCAUUCUGCUGGAGAACCUGCGGUUCCACGUGGCCGAAGAGGGCAAAGGCAAAGACGCAUCGGGUAACAAGACCAAAGCAAGUCAGGCGGAAAUCGAUUCUUUCCGCGCCUCCCUGUCCAAGCUGGGUGACGUCUACAUCAAUGAUGCCUUUGGAACUGCACACAGGGCACAUAGCUCCAUGGUUGGAGUGAACCUCCCUCAGAAGGCAGCUGGUUUUCUGAUGAAGAAGGAGCUGGACUACUUUGCCAUGGCCCUUGAGAAACCCCAAAGACCUUUCCUGGCCAUCCUCGGAGGGGCUAAGGUCAAAGAUAAGAUUCAGCUGAUCAACAACAUGUUGGAUCAAGUGAAUGAGAUGAUCAUUGGUGGAGGAAUGGCAUUUACCUUCCUCAAGGUUCUUAACAACAUGGAGAUCGGCACAUCCCUGUAUGAUGAAGAGGGUGCCAAAAUUGUGAAAGACCUGAUGGCUAAGGCCGAGAAAAAUGGAGUGAAGAUCGCACUUCCGGUCGACUUUAUCACUGCUGACAAGUUUGAUGAGAAGGCCACGACCGGGACUGCCACAGUAGCAGAUGGUAUUCCAGCCGGAUGGAUGGGUUUGGACUGUGGUCCUGAGAGCUCAAAGCUCUUUGCUGAGGCUGUAGCCAGAGCCAAGCAGAUUGUUUGGAACGGACCUGUCGGUGUAUUCGAGUGGGAAAACUUCGCUCAUGGAACCAAAAGCUUGAUGGACAAAGUUGUGGAAGUGACCAAAAAAGGCUGCGUCACCAUCAUUGGUGGAGGAGACACAGCGACAUGCUGUGCCAAGUGGGACACAGAGGACAAGGUUAGUCAUGUGAGCACAGGGGGCGGAGCCAGUCUGGAGCUGCUGGAGGGUAAAGUGUUGCCUGGGGUUGAUGCCCUCAGCAACGUAUAAACGCUCAAACCCUCUCCUGCCGGAGGUUUGGUACUCAUCAUCUCCCAAAAAGCAAUCAACCUUAAUCACUCAGCGUUUGUUCAGUGUGAUACAAAUGAUGGCACCUGUUCUCUCUGUGGACAGCUAACAGUAUGCUGUGCUCAUGUUUGCUCAUACACAUUCAGAUCAUCCACUCGCUUUCUAUCAAAUUAUCUAACGGGGACAUAAUUUCUCAUGUUUUUAGGAGAGAUAAGGAGACCAGUUGUUACUGUUAUUUUUGACAGAUGGGUCAUUUGUUUUUCCUGCUCAAGUGUUGAUGUCAUCCCAUUACAGUUUGAAUGUACGUAUUCUGUCUGUAAAGCUUUUUGUGUGAUGUAACUGUAGAUGAGAUAUUUAAUAUUUGUCCCUCAUAGAUGUUGAGUAAAUAUAUAUAAAACUGUAGACACUUUGCUCCCCAUAUGGCACUUGUCAUCUUUGACCUGCAGCUUAUGAGAUAGAUGUUCCUCACUGGAAAUAUUAUGAUAGGCCCAGGCAGUCUGAUGUGGUAUAACAACAAAAAAAUAAUAAAAAUAUGAAAACAUUA